Penicillium chermesinum is the source of this 864-nucleotide messenger RNA. It is a transcript of the gene horA, whose product is annotated as ubiquinone biosynthesis protein COQ11. Bases 1 to 864 code for a protein of 287 amino acids. The transcript has 4 exons. Gene Ontology annotation, molecular function: protein-containing complex binding. The record is from RefSeq and is a predicted model, not a curated record. Lineage: Eukaryota; Fungi; Ascomycota; Eurotiomycetes; Eurotiales; Aspergillaceae. Gene Ontology annotation, cellular component: mitochondrion.
AUGUCUGCUAAGAGGCUUGUUGUUGCCGGAGGGAGCGGCUUUUUGGGAUCAAGAAUCUGUAAAUCAGCAGCAGCGAGGGGAUGGUCGGUCGUAUCCUUAAGUCGAUCAGGCGAGCCCAAAUGGAAAGCAGUCACGGAAUCCCCGGAGCGCCCCGGUUGGGCAAGCUCUGUGGAAUGGGCCAAGGCAGACAUGCUGAAGCCAGAGAGCUAUAAGCCAUUUCUCGGUGGGGCGAGUGCUGUGGUUCACUCCAUGGGGAUUCUUCUAGAGGCAGAUUACAAGGGUGUGGUCCAAGGAAGAGAACCGAUCAUUGGAGGUCUACAACGGGCAUUUACCUCGUCGAAGAUGGGAAGUCAGAAUCCACUUUCCCGACGGGAGGGCGAGCCUCUCAGGCCACAAGAGAAAGAUGGUCAAUUAACUUAUGAAUUGAUGAACCGUGAUUCAGCUAUUGCGCUAGCUCAAGAAGCUUCGAACGAGAAGGUUCCCGCUUUCGUUUUCAUCUCUGCUGCAGCGGGUGCACCAAUCCUCCCUGCUCGAUACAUCACCACCAAGAGAGAAGCUGAAGAGGCCAUCGCGGCUAAUUUACCAGAGCUGCGCAGUAUCUUUAUGCGCCCCGGGUUCAUGUUCGACAGCAGUCGAAAAUUCACUCUGCCAAUAGCCCUAGGUGGCUUUGUCGCUUCGGAAGUCAACAACUUUCUGGGUAAAAGACUUAGUUUCCUGGGCUCUAUGGCUGAGAAGCCAUUGAAAGCUGAUACCGUUGCAGAGGCGGUGGUCGAGGCAUUGGAAGAUGAAUCAACGAGGGGUGCUGUGGGGACGAAGCAGAUUGAAGCAUUGGCAACAAAGGCUUGGAGAAAGAGCAUGCUUUGA